AUGGUGGCGGCAGGGCACCGACGGGGGUGGCGGUCGGCGCGGAGUUUGUGGAACGAGGGGGAGUGGAAGAAGAAGAAAAAGAAGAAGAAGAAGAAGAAGAAGAAGAAGAAGAAGAAGAAGAAGAAGAAGAAGGUAGACGUUAUUGGGAUGAUGGCGCAUUGAGCCCGAAGGUGUCCAGCGAGACCGAUUCGCGUGUGGAAUGCGGGUUGGCAGCUUGGGCAUGUUGAAACCGGCGGAUGGUUGGCAUUGAGGAGGCGAGCAAGUUAUGAUUUGCGAACCUUCCGCAUGGCUUUGGCAGUAACAAUCGGAGUUGCUUCGUAGAUGACUGCGCCGGUCAUCGCUUCUAUUAACCAGGCCGGCCUGUUCUGGGCGAGAUCCUUCCAGGUCUCUGGGUUCAUAUGCACUCCCUUAAGAAAAUUCUUCAAUGUGUCCUUGUAGCGUCGUUUUGGUCCUCCCAUUUGGCAAGCACCGGUGGCGUUAUCCCCACAGAAGAUUCGCUUCGGUAAAAGUGUACCUUCCAUUCCAGGGGAGAUGGCCGUUCCAACGUAGUUUCAGUCGCCUCAGCAUGCGUGAAUCCUGAGGAUUUCGGUCAGUUCAAGAACGUCCGUGUCGGAUUUCUUGUAUUGCCAUCUCAACUUGAGUAUUCGGCGAAGACAGCUGAAAUGAAAGUGGUUGAACUUCCUGGCAUGAUUGGAGUAGACGGUCCAGGUCUCUGUUCCGUAGAGAGGUGUCGUCAGGACGACGGGCCUGUACAUCUUCAGUUUGGUAUUCAGUACAGGCCAUGGCGAUUCAUCACAAAGACUUGCAGCCGGUCAAAGGCUUAACUGGCUUUGGAGAUCCAGAGGGCCGCUUCGUCAUCGAUUGUGAUGCAGCGAGAUAUUGUGCUGCCUAGGUAAAUAGAAGUCACCCACUGGCUUCAUUUUGGCUUUGUUGACGCGGAUGGGGGGACACUGUAUUCAGCGGUCGAUGGCUGUUAAUUCACGAUUACCGUCUUGUCCGUAUUGGUGGUCAGUCUGUCGUAAAAGGCAAUGUUGUCACGAACUAACGAGUUAUAUCUCGCAAGCCCCUAGCCUUAAGGCAGCAAGUAAAAACGGAGCAGUGAAUAAUAUAGAGAUUUUGAACGUUAAGAAAACUGACAACAGACCACGACAGAGGAGCGCGCUAGCGAGGCGGGUUGAACAGGUGUGUCGUUUCUCGUCACAUUCAAACAAGCAAUGCGGUCAAAGAAAGUGGGACUAAAUUGUCAAAGGUAAAUUAGUCAGGUACCUCACCACAAGUACGAUAAGGGUGCCGACAGGCGAAAAGAUCCAUGCUCCGUCCCACAUUCUCUUCUGUCGUGCUGUUGAGUGCGCAAUCGUCGACGAAGAGCAGUGGCUGCGCGGUGUCGCUGGAAUCCACAUUAGUUUUCCAGUGGUGGUCCUUGCUCUAGGUGGCCGUUGAGGCGUUUGAGGAGAAUUCAGGCAAAGACCUUUCCGGCGAUACUGGUCGGCGAGAUGCCCCUCUGAUUGUUGCAUAGUUUCCGGUUUCCUUUUCGCUGGUACAGAUGGACAAUGGUGGCGUCAUUGAAAUCACAAGGAACCUGCCCGCAACAUCACACCUUCUGAAAUAACGCCAUUAGUUGGUCGGUGACUAGCAUGCUUGUAGAUUUUAGCUGGGAUUGCACCGGAGUCCGGUGCGUUCCCGUUAGAGAUUCGUUUCACGGCGCGAAUGGUUUCUGGGAUAGAUGGCGGUAGAUUCAAGUCGGUAUUGGUUUCCAUUUGGGGUAGCCGGCUGAUGGCGGCGUCGGAGAUUGUGGAAGGACGGUUGAGAACGCUUCUGAAGUGCCCGGUCCAACGCUUCAGAAUCCGCUACCUCUCCACCAGAAACGCUGAUCCAUCGGGGCUUGAUCGUUCGGCUUGAUCUCAUUGACCAAAUUCUUUAGUUCGUUGAGGUCGGCAUUGCCCUGGAUCUCCUCGAUCUUGCGAGCAGUCAAGGGUUCCUGUAGUUCUCGCAACCGUCGCCGCGCAAGGCAGCGACAUCGGUAGAAGGCCACUUUGUUCGCGUCGGCUGCGCGGUCGAGCUAGGCCUUAGUAGUCUUUUAUUCUCGGCGAGCAGGUUACUGAUGACCGCAUCGUUGCCGUCGAAUCGGUCUAGGUGCUGACGAAGUACGUGACCGAGGACAGCCAGGUCGGUCGAGUGGACGGCGUCCCCUAGUUGGCAACACAGAGUCUACAUGGGGGCGUUUUCAUCUGCCAUUCGUAGUCCUUCCAGCCCCUGGAUCAGUUGAUUGCUGAGAUACUAACGGUGAGCAGACAAAGGCAAGAAAUCGGUAUUUAACUUACUUGGAGGUCGCUUACCUUGUGGUCUCCUGCGCGGUUGCAGAAGGAGUCACAUCUGGGAGAUGACGAGACGGUAAUUGGUCCAGGCAUCGGCGUCGAAGAUAGCCUUGGUCACCAUUACGUCCUGCCGAUCUCAACGCCGGAGGAGAACAUAGUCGAGCAACUGCCAGCGCCGCGAUCGGGGGUGCAUUAUGGUGGCCUUCUUUUGCAUCGGAAGGAGGAAGAAGGUGCUGGUCAGCAGGAGGCGGUAUUCAGCGCAAGUUCGCUGGAGAGGAAGGCCAGUGUUUUGCAGCCGACGAUUCCGUGA
Spirometra erinaceieuropaei is the source of this 2625-nucleotide messenger RNA. The record is from the annotation of a GenBank genome assembly. NCBI's taxonomy places the organism in Eukaryota, Metazoa, Platyhelminthes, Cestoda, Diphyllobothriidea, Diphyllobothriidae.